AGAGCGGAAGUGGGGCGUGGGAGAGGCCGCCGCGGACGUCGCGCUUUGACCCCGGAAGCGUAUGUGAGAGGCCUGGGAUGUUGCCCCAGGUUUGAAUAACACGAGCUGAUUCAUCGCGGCCCGGCUGAGCGGAAGGCGGCACCGAGGAACGGAGAGAAAGAGUCGAGACAGGAUUCCGGGCUCCGAGAAAGGGUAGGCCUCGACUCCUGGAGGGGGAGAAGCGGAGGCAGAGACAAGAUAGGAAUUGGGUUCACCUUCAUCAACGCUACAAAUCGAGCAGAGAUCAAAACAAAGUUGGUGUUAAGAACUGAACAUUAAGUAAAUAUAAGAAAUUAUGGAUAGACUUCUGCGACUUGGAGGAGGCAUGCCUGGUCUGGGACAGGGACCUCCUACUGAUGCUCCUGCAGUGGACACUGCUGAACAGGUUUACAUCUCUUCUCUUGCGCUUUUGAAGAUGCUGAAGCAUGGUCGAGCUGGUGUCCCUAUGGAAGUUAUGGGGCUGAUGCUUGGAGAAUUUGUUGACGACUAUACUGUCAGAGUGAUUGAUGUGUUUGCUAUGCCACAGUCAGGAACGGGGGUCAGUGUAGAAGCAGUCGAUCCUGUUUUUCAAGCUAAAAUGUUGGAUAUGCUAAAGCAAACUGGAAGACCUGAGAUGGUUGUUGGCUGGUAUCACAGUCAUCCUGGCUUUGGCUGUUGGUUGUCUGGUGUGGAUAUCAACACACAACAGAGUUUUGAAGCCCUGUCAGAAAGAGCUGUAGCUGUAGUAGUGGAUCCCAUCCAGAGCGUAAAAGGAAAGGUUGUUAUCGAUGCCUUCAGAUUGAUCAAUGCUAAUAUGAUGGUCUUGGGACAUGAACCAAGACAAACAACUUCAAAUCUGGGUCACUUAAACAAGCCAUCUAUUCAGGCUUUAAUUCAUGGACUGAAUAGACAUUACUAUUCUAUUACUAUCAACUACAGGAAGAAUGAACUAGAACAGAAGAUGUUACUCAAUUUACAUAAGAAAAGUUGGAUGGAAGGAUUAACCCUUCAAGAUUACAGCGAACACUGCAAGCUCAAUGAAACUGUGGUGAAGGAAAUGCUAGAAUUAGCAAAGAAUUAUAACAAGGCUGUUGAGGAAGAAGAUAAGAUGACACCUGAACAGCUGGCAAUAAAAAAUGUUGGCAAGCAGGACCCCAAACGCCAUUUAGAAGAACACGUGGAUGUCCUGAUGACUUCUAACAUUGUCCAGUGUUUAGCAGCCAUGUUGGAUACUGUUGUGUUUAAAUAAUGACUUACUCAUAAGUGCUGUUUUUUGCCUGUAAUCAUCUGUUGUUUAAAGCUCUGAAAGUAAGAUAUAUUUGGAUGUCAGAGACAUCUGGCAUCAUUUACAGUCUAAGAGCAUCACUCUUGACACCUUUUUCUCUCUGCUGUGCAAUUAGAUUGGAGGGUUUUUUAUGUCAUGGUCUUUAUUCCUGAGCAAUUCACGGACUGAAUUAUAAAAUGUGUUGUGUUUUCAUUUUAAUAUUUCAAAGAUAAUUGGUA
This is a messenger RNA of Anolis sagrei ordinatus, 1521 nucleotides long. It is a transcript of the gene PSMD14, whose product is annotated as proteasome 26S subunit, non-ATPase 14. Gene Ontology annotation, biological process: protein deubiquitination; proteasome-mediated ubiquitin-dependent protein catabolic process. Gene Ontology annotation, molecular function: metallopeptidase activity; proteasome binding; protein binding. NCBI's taxonomy places the organism in Eukaryota, Metazoa, Chordata, Lepidosauria, Squamata, Anolidae. Gene Ontology annotation, cellular component: proteasome regulatory particle, lid subcomplex. The record is from RefSeq and is a predicted model, not a curated record.